Messenger RNA from Parascedosporium putredinis, 207 nucleotides. The record is from the annotation of a GenBank genome assembly. NCBI's taxonomy places the organism in Eukaryota, Fungi, Ascomycota, Sordariomycetes, Microascales, Microascaceae.
AUGGCAUCGCCUCUCUUCCCCAAGGAGGAUGUGCCUGCUCUCAAGGCAUGGAUUGUAAAACGUCUUGAAAACACCUCCGAUGCUGAUGCUGAUGUCCUCGGCGAGUACGUCAUCGAACUCCUUAGGCACGAUGGCGAUGCUAAAUCGAUCCGGGAACUGUGCAAGCAGGAAAUACGCGAUUUUCUGAACGAUAACGACUGGGUCUGA